AUCGACUAUGCCUGAUAUUUGUAUCGGUUAUAAAUUGCAUUUGGAGUGUGGGAGGCUUAUAAAUUUAUAUGAUUGGCUUCAUGCAUUUCGGCAUGUAACAUCAACUGUUGCAAAUGGGAUAUCUGAUGCAGAAGCUGAGGAAGACACUAUUGAAAUUGAACCAGAAAUACAAGCCAGAUUCACAAGUAUGGUUUCCGAAUUGCAGCAUCUCGGAUUCAUAAAAUCUUCAAAUAAAAAAAGGGAUCACGUAACAAGAUUGACUUGGUGAACAAAAAGUCAUUUGCAUUUGUAAGGUCACUGGCAUUCUGAUUCUGGUGAGACUGGCCUCGAGCACGACCAC
Ctenocephalides felis (cat flea) is the source of this 340-nucleotide messenger RNA. Its product is annotated as origin recognition complex subunit 3-like. The record is from RefSeq and is a predicted model, not a curated record. Gene Ontology annotation, cellular component: nuclear origin of replication recognition complex; DNA replication preinitiation complex; nuclear pre-replicative complex. Gene Ontology annotation, molecular function: DNA replication origin binding. Gene Ontology annotation, biological process: DNA replication initiation; DNA replication. Bases 8 to 268 code for a protein of 86 amino acids. Lineage: Eukaryota; Metazoa; Arthropoda; Insecta; Siphonaptera; Pulicidae. The transcript has 4 exons.